AUAACCAGAACAUGGCCUCAGUGUAGUCUGUGGUAAUGGGUGGAAAAAUCUAUAUUUUAGAUUAUUUAUGAAAAGGCCACCACUUAAGCAGCAUGACUGACCGUAGCAACACUAUUUGGUGAAGUCUGCACAAGUGAAAUUCCCAAAUAUGGCAUGCAAUGUAAAAGUCGAACCCUUGUAUACAUGUAGUGUAACAGAGUAAUGAUGGGGUUGAAUUAUAUGUAUGUAUGUGUAAUAUAAUUGAUCAAUAUUGAUCAUAUAAGUAAUCAAUGAACCUAAUUUUGUUAAUUUAUGUGAUCGUGCAUUGUUGUCACAUCACAUUGCGUUGAUGAGAAGCAUACUGCUGAAGAGAAGCCGUCUUUUAUUUUAGACUGUUAGGUGUUUACCAGUGAACAGCGAUAAGUAAGGAGCUACUUCUAUUGUGCAUUCAAAUAAAUUUGGAUUUGACGAAGAAAUUAUAUGAGGCAUGUCAAAUUUGCUUGUGAAUGAAAAGAGUUUAUCUCACAAGGCAAAGCACAUUUAAAAUACAUUAAUAUACAUGCAGAAUUGAUAAAAGAGCUACUGAGAUAUAAGUACCAGCUUCUGUGGGUAUACUGCUAAGAAACAAAUAAUUGACUGACUGAUUGAAAUGACAAUACAGCAUUUUUUGUGUUGUUGUCCCUCGAAAUACACGCUGACGUCAUCAUUAGUGUCGGUGGCGCAGGAUUGUGACCCGUUCAUCCCGGAACAUAGCAUAGUUACAACGUUUUAGGAACGUGUGUGUCCGACUACUUAAAAAACAGAUUUGCAGACAUUAAACGUCAGUUAUAAUAUGUUUCAGGAUGGCUCUCAAUAAAUCUAUGCACCCAAGAAAUCGUUACAAAGACAAACCUCCAGAUUUUGCCUACCUGGCCUCUAAAUAUCCAGAGUUUCAACAGCAUGUGCAGACCAACUUGAUUGGCCGUGUCACGUUGAACUUUAAGGACCCGGAGGCGGUGCGGGCUCUCACCUGCACCCUGCUGAAGGAGGACUUUGGCCUGACCAUCCAGAUCCCCCUGGAGCGCCUCAUCCCCACCGUGCCGCUGCGCCUCAACUACAUCCACUGGGUGGAGGACCUCAUCAGCGACCAGGGCGCCCGCGACGGCCCGCGCAGAGGCAUCGACAUCGGUACGGGGGCCUCCUGUAUCUACCCCCUGCUGGGGGCCACCAUGAACGGCUGGUACUUCCUGGCCACGGAGGUGGAUGACAUCUGCUUCAACUACGCCACCAAGAACGUGGAGCAGAACAGCCUCUCGGACCUGAUCAAAGUGGUGAAGGUCCCUCAGAAGACUCUGCUGAUGGACGCGCUGAAAGAGGAGUCCUCCAUCAUCUAUGACUUCUGCAUGUGCAACCCACCCUUUUUUGCUAACCAGUUAGAAGCAAAGGGGGUGAACUCUAGGAACGCGCGGCGCGCCCCUCCCAGCUCCGUGAACACUGGGGGCGAGACGGAGAUCAUGGCAGAGGGGGGCGAGCUGGAGUUCGUCAAGAGGAUCAUCCACGACAGCCUGCAGCUCAAGAGAAGGCUCAGGUGGUACAGUUGCAUGCUGGGAAAGAAGUGCAGCCUCGCCCCGCUGAAGGAGGAGCUGCGGAAACAAGGGGUGUCUAAAGUGACCCACACUGAGUUCUGCCAGGGACGCACCAUGCGCUGGGCUCUGGCCUGGAGCUUCUACGACAACGUGACUGUUCCGUCUCCCCCGAGUAAGAAGCGCAAGAUGGAGAAGGCCCGCAAGCCACUGGCCUUCACCAUACUGCAGCCCACAGUCCGAGAGCUGCAGAUCAAAGCCUCCUCUUUGUCUCCCUCCUCCUCCUCCUCCUCCUCCUCCUCCUCUUCCGCAGCUUGCUCAAAGAGCAGCAAUGUGCACACAGUCACUGUCUGGAUGGAGAAGACACUCACAGACCUGCGGAUUCUUCAUAAGCGCGUCCCCAGCGGCGAGGCAGAGCUCAGUCUCUUCCUGACUGCCGUGGAGAACACCUGGGUCCACAUACGGCAGAGACGGCGCGAACAGAACCGAAAGCUCUCCCCUGGUGCCUCCAGCCACCCGGCCGCAGCUCAGGGCUCUGACAUGAAACCUGCACCGCCCCACAAGACGGAGAACCAGGAAGGUCCCAAGGCCUCGGGGGAAGAGCCCCAAUCAGCCCCGGGGGGUGGACAGGGGAGCAACGGGCAGGACGCUGGAGCUCAGGCAGGAGAGCCGGGUGAGCACGGGGGACUGGAUGUCAGCAUGGAGUCUCCCAGCACGCAGGAAGAGGUUCCUGUCACGCCGGAAGUCAGCCGCUCCACACAGGAAGCCGAUGGCGUCUCCAGUCCAAAGGAAGCGGCGGUUGGCCUCCAGCCCCAGAGCCCCGGCCCGACGCAGAGCUUCCUGUUCAAGACCCUGCUGAACGUGAAGGCCCAGGAGGCAGACGUGCUGGUGGAGAUGCACUGGGUGGAGGGCCAGAACAAGGAUCUGAUGAACCAGCUCUGCACCUGCUUGAAGAACACCCUCCUGCGUACUGCCUCCAGCCCUCUGUGAUGGGGGACACCCCAAGCACCGGCUCCCUCCCUCCCUCCACCUUUCUGUAGACACUUGCCUUCCAACACACCAGUCAUGUAUUACCAUCUACUUUAGGACCCUAGGAUUUUUGUUAAUGACUGAUCUCACGAAUACGUUUUGUUUGAAAUUCACCUGGUUUUCAAAUAAAUGUAUGUUUUUAUUAAA
Molecule: messenger RNA, 2717 nt
Organism: Clupea harengus (Atlantic herring)
Lineage: Eukaryota; Metazoa; Chordata; Actinopteri; Clupeiformes; Clupeidae
Gene: mettl16
Product: methyltransferase 16, N6-methyladenosine
Biological process (GO): rRNA base methylation
Cellular component (GO): nucleus
Molecular function (GO): 23S rRNA (adenine(1618)-N(6))-methyltransferase activity
Source: RefSeq, a predicted model, not a curated record